Cottoperca gobio is the source of this 4176-nucleotide messenger RNA. RefSeq names its product zinc finger protein 526 (gene znf526). Gene Ontology annotation, molecular function: DNA-binding transcription factor activity, RNA polymerase II-specific. Gene Ontology annotation, cellular component: nucleus. Gene Ontology annotation, biological process: regulation of transcription by RNA polymerase II. The transcript is spliced from 8 exons. Lineage: Eukaryota; Metazoa; Chordata; Actinopteri; Perciformes; Bovichtidae. The record is from RefSeq and is a predicted model, not a curated record. Bases 538 to 3777 code for a protein of 1079 amino acids.
CAUUGGGCGGGGCUUUGUAGCACAAGAAUGGAGUCGAUCGGCGGGCAAACGUCUCAUUUCACGCAUUGAAAUGCAAUUUUCCCACGGACAUUUUUCAUAUUUUAGUAUUUUCACGCCACCGACGGUGACAAGGGACUAAACACGAAGGCGUACGCUUGUGUGAACAAAGAGGUGUGACUACACGCGGGAUUGUCCAACGAGAGUAAAUGAGAGGUAAAGGGAAAGAAGGGCCCGCCGUCGCAGCCGGAGAGCUUCGGGGAAAAGUGGGUAGCGCCGCCUGACGGACCGCCAGACGAACCGGGCAGCCGCUGUCAGGAAACCGCGGUGCCGAGAAACAGGUCUGCAAUAUCGGAGGGAGCGCCGCCAACAGCUCUCCAUAUGCCAUCGCACACUGUGUGCUCCGACACUGGCCUUCUGGAUGACACAAGUAGUCUUCAUUCAUUGUACACAGCAGAGAAGUUUCAGUUCAACACAUCAUAUUUCAUGAUACACCUGCAACCUACAUAAGAGACUUUAAUACACAGAAACACACACAGCAUGGCCGAGCAGCAGGAGGAUGAGGAGGGUGUGUAUGUGGAGCACCAGUACAUGUGCAGCGAGUGCCACCAGCUCUUCAACACCCUGGAGGAUGUGCUCAUCCACCAGCAGAUCCACACUGGCCAAGAGGGGGAAGGAGACGGGGAGGUCAUGCACUUCCAGGGUGUUCCAGAGAUGGGGCAAAACCAGCAGUACCAGUGUCUGGAGUGUGGGGCGCUCCUCAUGAACCCUGAAGAACUGCUGCAGCACCAGGAGAUGCACAUGAGAGAAGCGGGGAUGGAGGUGGAGCAUCAAGAGCUGUGUGAGGUUUUGGAGACAGAGGACGGGUCGGAGGGUCAGAUGUCGGGACCUGUUCAGUACCAGUGUCUCGACUGUCUGGCUCUUUUUGACUCGCCUGAGACCUGGCUGGAGCACCGGCGGACCCACAGCAGGAGCAGCACACACAGUAACACAGAGACCAUGGAGUACGUGCUACAGCCCGACGGCACCGUCACUCCACUGAACAACGUGCAGAACUACGUGCUGAGUGAGCAGCAGGCUGGGGAGAUCUUGGCUCAGGUACUCGCUCAGCAGCAGCAACAGCAGCAGCAGCAGCAGCAACAGCAGCAGCAGCAACAGAAGAAACACGAGUCUGUCUCCAAACCUGCUGCAUCCUCCCGUUCCGCCCUGCUGCCUCCAGUGACAGCGACCCCCGGCUCUGCCACCAUGCACCUGCAGAUCCUCACAGCUCAAGCUCUGGCAGACAACUCCACCAUGUCCAGUCAGCGCCGCUCAAAGCUGCCCCCUCUGUUGCCCGCUGUGGGCCGAGGCUCUUCGGGAAAGCUGGGGGUUCUGGAGAACGGGGUGCAGAGACUGGAGUUAAGGUUGGCCCCCGGCGUCCAGGAUGACACCCAGCAGCAGCAGCCAACAGAGCUGGUGGUCAUCCACCCUUAUGAGUGCUCUGAAUGCUCCCUUCUCUUCCAGACCCCGGAGGACUUCCUCCAGCACCAGGGAGAGCACUUCCUGUGUCAGGACAAAGAGAGCGGAGAGCCAGGCGUCAUGAGUGGCUUCGAGGAGGUGCGAGGGAGGGAAGAGACUACGGAGAAGGUGGAGGACAUUAGGAUUAGAGUAACAGAGAAGAAAGCAGCCGUCUGGGCCAAGCCCCAACAAUGUGAGCUCUGCAACCGCACCUUCACCUCCGUCAACCGGCUGGCUGCUCACAAACGCGUACACGAGCAGGGCACGCACGAGUGUCCAGAGUGUGGCAAGGUGUUCAAGAAGGCCACGUCACUGCAGACACACAUGCGCACACACUCGGGCGUGGCCAGGUACCUGUGUGUGGACUGUGGCAAUGGCUUCACCACUGAGAUGACUCUUAUAAUGCACAGGAAGUCCCACACUGCAGAUCCCCUUCACAAGUGUCAGUUCUGCAAUAAAACCUUCACCAACAUGACCAAGUACCUCUACCACCGCAGGACCCACCUCAACCGUGACUCAUCCGGCACACCCGCCCCCGUCUCCAUGGUCUCAGCCCCCAGAAGAGCGUCUCUCUCUGCCCUCGCCAUCCUACAGCGAGCAAGAGAGAAGAAUUCUCACACUAAUGAGGUGAAGAUCAACGUGCUGGCCCCUCUCACAGAGGAAGAGAUGGAAAAAUUGGGAGAUGAUCCAAAACAAAGUUCUCCGAGCAAAGUGGAAGGAGGUGAAGUGGAGAAGCAGGGGGAGGACAACAACAUGGAGGUGUGUGUCCCACUUGAAGGCAACACCAUUGAGCCUCAGCAGGAGAAGUCUGGCUUAGCUACAAACCCCGCUCCCCUGGAUGACACGGGUGGAGGAGUCACAGCUGCUCCAGCUGCAUCUUCAGACAAAGGGUCUUUUUCUUGUCGUUCAUGCUCUAAGACCUUUCCCUCGCAGCUGCAGCUCGUUCACCAUCGACGCAAGUCCCACGUCACCGAACGCAGCUUUGUUUGUGGCAUCUGUGGCAAGUCUUUUAAGAAGCAGAUCCACGUGCGCAACCACAUCCGCACUCAUACCGGAGAGCGGCCCUUCCAGUGUUCUGACUGCGGCAAAACCUUUUCAUCGCUAGCCAACCUGACGAGGCACACUCUGAUCCACUCUGGCGUGCGACCAUACCGCUGUGACGUCUGCCACCGCUCCUUCUCGCAGUCCUCAAACCUCCGUCAGCACAGCCUGCUGCACUCCAAUGCUGCAACGCUGUGCUGCCCGGACUGCCCUGCCACCUUUCGCUGGCCUACCAAGUUAGCUGCACAUCGCUACACUCAACAUCCGGGGGCUCCGGCCCCUUUCCCAUGUCCCCACUGUGAGGCCGGCUUCCUGACCAGGAGACAGAGAGACGGCCACUAUGUGGAGCAGCACCCCACCCUGGUGCAGGCUGGUACGGGGGUAGAAGUGGGCAAAGAGACAGACAACCAAGCAGAUCUGACCUCAAAGCCCUCCACCUCAACCACAGCAGAGACUGAAUCAGGGGAUUCAAGCAGCCUCGUGCGGGGGGGUCUAGAUUGUAAUAUUUGUGGGAAGAAGCUCAAUUCUCCUGCUAAUCUGAGACUUCACAGACUCAGCCACUUCGCCUUAGGCUCUGGGCGGCCGCGGUGCACCGCCGGGAAGCGGCCCAAAGCCCACCAGUGUCCUAUCUGUGGCAAACUGUUCGUGUCUUCCUCUGGAGUUGCACUUCACCAGCGGGUCCACACUGGCGAGCGCCCCUUUCCUUGCCAAGUGUGCGGCAAGCGCUUCCGUCAGAACACACACCUGCGAGAGCACCUGCGCACACACUCGGGUGAACGGCCGUUUCGCUGUGAAGUGUGCGGAAAGGGUUUCAUCCAGAGCAUGCACCUGGCUGAGCACCGCCGAACACACACGGGCGAACGGCCGCAUGUUUGUCCGCAGUGUGGCAAAGCCUUCAAGACCUUUUCUAAUCUGAGGAACCACAAGAAGACCCACGCCAGGCAGCAGAGGCUGGACGAAGAGGCUGCUGCCAUGGAGACCAGCUCUGCUGUGGCAGUGGUGGACGCUUCGGCAGUAGAACUAGCUAACGGGCAGCCUCAGAUCAUCCAGAUCCAAGCCGCCGACCUUCAGCAGGGCACUCCUACCAUCAUGUGUAAUGAGUUUGGGGAGACCAUAGCCAUCAUUGAGACGAGCGAGGGAGGCGUGCUGCCGCUGGAGCAGGCCUUGGAGAUCUAUCACACAGCUUUGGAGAACGGCCUCGCCAUGGACACGGUGGCUGUGGACGGACUGCAGCUCCUCUGAGUUCAGUCGCAAUGCGGACUCGAACAAAGACUAGUUGACGACUGAGAGGUUUGAGUGUUCAGACUUCACUGGACCCAGAUAUUUAAUUACUGGACAAGAAGUUAUAAAAUGUCAACAUUGAUAUUAAGUUCAGCAAACAGACCAAAGUAAUUAAUAUUCCCCUUUUUACAACGCUUAGAGGGAUCAGUAUUAAACUUUAGUGAAAUAAAUGUAUACUAAAACUUAAGGAUAUGGCAAUCAUUAUGAAUACAGACCGUCGGUUGUGCCUCAUGAAGUUUGUAUAAUUAAUUUUAUCAUUUAUAUACGAAAUGGAUGUGAUUCUUCUUCUGUUUAAAAGGUUUGGUCGUGCUGUUGUAAAUAAAUGAAAUCAAUAAAUGUUUUUUCAAAGCGAUGACACUG